This is a messenger RNA of Nasonia vitripennis (jewel wasp), 1417 nucleotides long. RefSeq names its product transmembrane protein 222. Bases 449 to 982 code for a protein of 177 amino acids. The transcript is spliced from 6 exons. The record is from RefSeq and is a predicted model, not a curated record. NCBI's taxonomy places the organism in Eukaryota, Metazoa, Arthropoda, Insecta, Hymenoptera, Pteromalidae.
UAUUAUUUAAUCGUAGAGCCGUAGACGCACGAUAAAGGCCGGCGAUUUUUGGAGGAAAAAAAGAGGCAAAACACUCAACUCUCUCCUAUUUAUACACGAAACGUCAUCUCAAACGUGACUUAUAAUGUAUAUAUAUUAUGCUCUUUGUUCAUUACAAGUAAUCGCUCAGUUUAUCCCGAACGUAACCAGAUGGCGCUGCGCUGCGCUCACUGGGCCAUUAUUAUGCCAAAUCGAUGUCGGAGAUCAUCGUCUGCCAGCCGUUGGAUGAAUAAAAACAAAACCUGACUGUGCAAAAACGUUUCCGAUGGACAUUUGAAUAACCGGCAUCGAAGUCCGACCGUUUGUUUUUGCGGGAAUUCAGUGAGUUGCUUGAAUUCUCUCGCCAGACGCGCAGAAUAUGAAGCUAGUGAUCGUUACGAGUAAUUGAAAAAAUCCCGUUUCGAUCAAAAUGAUGCACGACGUUACCAGCAUGCCUACGUCUCCGGUUCUCGAUCUCAACGUCGAUCCGUCAAGGCAAAGAUAUCCGUUUUGCAUAGUGUGGACACCUAUUCCCAUACUAACCUAUUUGUUUCCUUUCAUCGGUCACAUGGGAAUAGCGACUUCUGGUGGGAUCAUCCGUGAUUUUGCAGGACCUUAUGUUGUUUCCGAAGACAGAAUGGCUUUUGGCUGGCCAACCAAAUACUGGCAACUGGACUAUACCAAAGCUAAAGGCCGAGUGCAGGGGUGGGAUUCCUCUGUGCACGAGGCUAGCGAAAUUUACAAAGGCAGAGUGCACAAUUUGCUAUGCGACAACUGUCAUUCACAUGUAGCGACAGCUUUAAACUUAAUGUCUUAUGACAAUCGCAACAAUUGGAACAUGGCUAAACUAGCACUGUACGUGCUUAUUUUUGGAAAAUAUGUUAGUUUUGGAGCAAGAGUAAAAACUUGGGCUCCCUUCAUAGUACUGAUUACAAUCUUAUUUCUACUCUCGUACUUGUUGUAAAGUUUCAUAGUUCUAGUAAGAAUAAGUAUGUGGAUCAUUUUAUAUCACUUUUAUUAAAAAAAAAUCUCGAUGUACAUAUGUAUGUAAAUAGAGGUCUAUCUAUAAAUUCUCGCGAGUGAGCAUUGCAUGGCAAUAAUUUAAGCUUUUGUAAAAGAAUAGAUACUUUGUACAAGGACAAAAAGUUGGAUGUUUUGAUUUACAAACAGGAGCGCAUAAUUUACAUAUAUACUAUAUCCUUAAUGUAAAAUUUAAAGCACUGUAACUUAAAGAGUGUUCAUAACAUUUAACAUGUGUACAAAUUUGUAUAUAUAGUAAUGGCAAACUUCAUUCUUCGUUCUGACUGUCCAUUUCAGCGAUGACACUUCGUUCUACACUAAAUUCAUAGUCAUAGUUAUCGGCGUUAAUUCUUUUAAUAAAAGACUCUAUUUCAUUUAA